Ilex paraguariensis (yerba mate) is the source of this 1172-nucleotide messenger RNA. NCBI's taxonomy places the organism in Eukaryota, Viridiplantae, Streptophyta, Magnoliopsida, Aquifoliales, Aquifoliaceae. The record is from the annotation of a GenBank genome assembly.
AUGGGGGAGGAAAAGGAAAAAGAGGAGAAAGAGGAAAAGCGACUAGAAAAAGAGAUGAGAAAGAAAAGGAUGAGGAGAAGAUUGAAGAAGGAGGAACAGUGGCAAGAGGAAAAGAAGAGGGAGAAAGAGGAAAAGAGGAAGAAGAAGAAUGAGGGAAAAGCAAGAGAGCACGGAGAGAAGGAUAAAAAGGCAAAUCGGCCAGAAAAAGAACGAAGGAGAAAAAGCGACAAGGAGAGAGGAGAAAGGGAAGGACGAGGAGGAGAAGGAGAAAAAUGUGGAAGAACAAGAACAAGAAGAAUAAGGAGUAGCAAGAGGAGAAGGAGAAGAAACAUAAGGAAUGGAAGGAGAUGGAGAAAGCGGAGGAUGAGAAGCAACAGGAAAUGCAUGGGAAAAAGGAGGAAGAGAUGCAGAAGAAGAACUAGAAGACAAGGAAGAAGAAGAAUGAGGGAGGAGAAGAAAAAGGAUGAGAAGAAGAAGGAGAAACAGGAAAAUCGACAGGAAAAAGAAAGGAAGAGGAGUAGAUUGAGGAAGGAGGAGUGGCAAGAGGAGAAGAAGAGAGAGAAGGAAGAAAAGCAAGAGGAAAAACAGGAGAAAAAGGAGAGAAGAGAAGUCACUCGGAAGAUCAAGACUCGUCAAUUUGCUUGGAGGUGAUGCCUUAUGAUUGGAAGAUAAUGUAAUAGCCCCUUCUAGUUGUUGAGCUUUAUGAAAGGCCACAAAUUUGAACUCCCCUUACACCUAGCAUUCCCUACGAGGAGGAGAAGGAUGAGGAGAAAAUGGAGGAGGAUAAAAGUGAAGGAGGAUGAGUAGAUGAAAGAGAAAGAGAAGCAAGAGGAAAAACAAGUGAAGGAGGAAAAGAUGUAGAAGAUGGAGGAAAAGGAGAAAUAGAAGAGGAGGAAGAAGGGAAAAAAAGAUGAAUGAGGGCUGAGAAGGAGCAGAAGAAUGGGGAGAGAAGGAGAAAGAGAGAAAUUGGCUGAAAAAAAGGAGGAAAAACGACAGGAAAGAGAGGAAAAAAAGAAGGAUGAGGAGGAGGAGGAGACUGAAGAAGAACAAGAACAAGAAGUAGGAGUAGCAAGUAGAGAAGGAGAAGGAGGAGGAUGAGAAGUGAGAGAGGAAAAGUAGGGGGAGAAGGAUGAAGAGAUGCAGAAGAUGGAGGAAGGAGAAAUAGAAGAGGA